AUGGCUGCCGGGGGAGGCGACAGCGCCUGUAGCUCGGAGAGGAGAGGAGGGGAGAGGGGGUUCAGUCUCGACAACGGCGCCUUUGGGGGUCGAAAUGCGGGUCCCGUUCGCACCCGUGCACCCAUCGUGGACCCCACGGACCCACGGGGGGACCCGGCCGGCGGACGGCGCGCUGCUCGCCGCGGAGACAGGAAGCUGGACGCCUUCAUCUACGACGCGGCCGUGCUGAACUACAUGGCCCGCAAGGACGAGGGCUGCAAGGUGAUGACGAUCGGCUCGGGCAAGGUCUUCGCCACCACCGGCUACGGCAUCGCUCUGCAGAAGGGCUCGCGGUGGAAACGCGCCGUGGACCUGGUGCUGCUGCAGCUCGUGGGCGACGAUGAGAUCGAGAUGCUGGAGCGCCUCUGGCUGUCGGGGAUCUGCCACAACGACAAGAUCGAGGUGAUGAGCAGCAAGCUGGACAUCGACAACAUGGCGGGGGUCUUCUACAUGCUGCUGGUGGCCAUGGGGCUCAGCCUGCUGGUCUUCGCCUGGGAGCACCUGGUCUACUGGCGGCUCAGGCACUGCCUGGGGCCCUCCGGGCGCCUGGACUUCCUGCUGGCCUUCAGCAGGGUGAGCUGGGGCUCGGGCGCCCGGCUGCAGUACCAGCGACUGCGCUCCGUGCCCCAGCCCCGGCCCCGCUUCUACUCGCCCCGCCUGCCCCUCAAGGCCAAGAGCCUGUGCUCCCGCCGCGGGUCCGCGCACUUCUCCAGCCUGGAGAGCGAGGUCUGA
This is a messenger RNA of Lepisosteus oculatus (spotted gar), 771 nucleotides long. NCBI's taxonomy places the organism in Eukaryota, Metazoa, Chordata, Actinopteri, Semionotiformes, Lepisosteidae. The record is from RefSeq and is a predicted model, not a curated record.